Molecule: messenger RNA, 1326 nt
Organism: Mycena indigotica
Lineage: Eukaryota; Fungi; Basidiomycota; Agaricomycetes; Agaricales; Mycenaceae
Exons: 1
Coding region: 1-1326 (441 amino acids)
Source: RefSeq, a predicted model, not a curated record
AUGGAUACUGCCGAGUUGUGGACAGAAUUCACCAUCGUUUGCUUAGAAUGGGGUGCAAAGGAUCCCCGAGGAAGCCAACAGGCCCUAGAAUUGCUCAAACUCGGGCUCGAGCGGUCGCAAGAAUCGUUACUCCAUGUCAAGAUUGUGCAUUAUGCGUCGCCCACCCUGGCGGAGGAGGCUGCUCAGGCACUUUCCAUGCUCGGUGCCACGUGUCAUCGCUGGAGGACUGCCUCUCUCACCUGCCCCGGACCAACUAUACCUGCUUUCGGCUUUCACAGACAAUUGGCUGGCCUCAAAAGUCUCGAAAUCAAAGACCGCCGUCACGGCAAAGACCGGUGGACCAUAGACACCUUUUCUGUUUUUCGAGAUGCUCCCAAGUCAAGGGCGGUAGCUUUUUCCGGAGAGACGUCCCUGCAACAGCUCCCGCUGGAGCAACUCGAACACGUCCUAUAUAAAGAUGUUGUUCCAAGCACGCUUCAUCUUGCUUUGGAUUGUCUGCCCAGACUUUCGGGUGCGGCGUAUAUUUCCCUUGCAGCAGAUUUUGAUCGCCACACAAACAUAAACUUCCAUUCCUCAUCCGAAAUCACAAAGUUCUGGGCCUCCGUUGACACCCAUUACUUCGAUUCGGACGAACUGCAUGCUUGUGUGAAGCUUCUCAAUGUAUUGCUCUCCUCUAUCACCUUGGGGUCUCUCCGCGAGUUAGUGCUCAAAUGCACUGGCUAUCCAACUGCCGUUGUACCAUGGCCUGAUGCCACCAUUCGCGCGCUAGCUGGACGAUCGCAUUUCAACGCACAUCUCCAUACUCUUGACGUUCGCCAUAUGUUCCUCAGUGAGCUGGAGCUGCUUUCCGCACUAACCGAACUUCCUCGCCUGCAAACGCUCGCAUUCUCUGAUCAGCUUGCCCUGAGGGACUCCGAGCCUACCACGACAAUUCUCACUGAUGAGCUCAUGAGCCGACUCACAGAAACAGUCUUUCCCAAAGAACUUCUCACAGACACACUGACUUCGAAUCGGGUCACACACAUCCUUGUCCCAGACCUUCAUACGUUCAGCUGCGCUACUCAAUUGUCAUUCGACCACCAGAAGUUUUUCGAGUUCGUGGAAUCUCGGAGUGGGCGGGAGCGAGUGGAGUGUUUCGAAGUGCAGCUUUCAUGGUGGCCGAAGCAGGAUGGCUCGCAGCCGUGUCUGGAGCCCCAAGUUGAAUCGAAGCUAUGGCAACUCCACAAGCAGCAUAGAUCAAACUUGAAAUUGCGCAUUGGAAGAGACCCAAGUUCGUUUCGGAACAGAUACGGUCAGUGGGAGCCUGUGGGCUCAAUGCAUAUAUAG